This is a messenger RNA of Ectocarpus sp. CCAP 1310/34, 678 nucleotides long. Lineage: Eukaryota; Phaeophyceae; Ectocarpales; Ectocarpaceae. The record is from the annotation of a GenBank genome assembly.
AUGCCGUCCGUGAAGCCCGAGUACGAGGUCCUGGCGGCGGCUGUGACGGGGAGGCUAAGAGGGGACCCUUCACUUCCUCUCGACGAGGAGCCGGAGGAGGAGGAGCCCCUUGCCGGGGAAGACGAAGAAGAGGAGCCCCGCCCCCCGGAGCGAUUCUUGGAGAUGCACCGCCUGGCUCACAUCGUGAAAACCAUCGACCGGGCCGUGGCCGUGGUGCCCAAGGGGGCCCUCCUUGUUGAGGCGUCCCGCAAGAUCCGGCCUCACCGCAACUUCGAGGGCCUGUCGGUAGAGGCGGCAAAAGAUCUCAGAAGCUACUUUCACUUCAGGAACCCGGAGAGUAUCGAGGCCAUCGCGGCGCUUACGAAGAAGGGCUUGGUGAGAGAUGCCGACUUCCUUGACCCCAUCGCCGCCGACAAGCCGCCGGGGUGCUGGACGCUUUCGAUGAACCCCUCGGUCUCGUGCUCGGUACUGCGCAGUCUAGCGUGGCCAGGAUACUUUUUCUUUCACGAGGCGGAAACAGGGGACUACGGCGGGGCGUACUUCGGAGAUGGGCUGCCGAACACAGACCUGCAGUUCAUGCUGUAAUCGGUAGAUCGUGUUUUGGUCCACGUGCGAGUGGGACGGGGACGUGCGCGACGCGAAUAUGAGGGGCCGCGUGUGUCCUUGUUGGUUUGAAAU